GUAUUUCUGCGGCAUGGGAAAUUGUUAUAGAGAGUACUUUCUCCAGGGUUGAGUUGCUAUUGAAGAAAAAGAAAACGAACCUAUUCGUUCUCGAAGAGAGAUGGUUGUUUUGUUUUAUCGAAGGAAAAGAAGGAUUGCCCGCGCGUGGUUUGGUAAACUGUUUCAGGGGCAACCGUAACCAGGAUUUAUUUUCACAGCGAACCACAGUUCCAUGCUUCUAUUAUCCUUCGCAGUUUGCUGGCGGUCAAUGCCUUCCUUAAAAGAGAAUUUCUGAUCCAAACGAACACUUGAAAACAGGAUUCUUGCCCCAUUCGUUCCUUGCCUUUAAGAAGGAUUUGCCUUGAACGUGUAUAUAUAUAUAUAUAUAUAGAUAGUAUACACACCCUGACUCAAACGUUACAAAUAUACAUGCUGAUGUACAUAUAUAUAAGCAGGGAAAAUAAUUUUGCUGUGUUCUUUAAUUUAUACUUCUUCCUUUUUGGUGUAUCUUACUUAAAGAUAUUCUUUUGAUAUUUCCUUCUUUGGUUCUGUAAUAUUAACGGAGGUUGUUGUCAUUGGAAGCGAAUUGCAAAACAGAUAACCAUUAUUAUUACUAUAUUACUAUUAAGGCAACUUACUUGAAAAAUCUCUGUUAUUAUUUUUUUCGUUUCCUUCUUUACAAACUUUAUUGCAUUUCAUCUCACUAACGAAAUAUUUUUAAUAUCGAAAGAAUUAGAAUUUUAAAAAAAACCACCUUUUUGUGUAAAAGAACCCCGAAAGACGACGAACUUCCUGGUUUGACUCUUGUUCCAAAUACUAUUGCUUUAUUCAAUGCAUGGAUUUCACUUUAACAAAACCAUUCUAGUCAAUUAUAUAUCGGAACAAUGUUUAGAAUAUGAGUACCUCCAAUCUAUUUGUACACGUGUGAGUACACACAUUUAUUUGUAUGUAAGUUCUCAACUUCAAAAGCUAUAUACAUAUGUAUAAUUCCAAUAUAUAUCAUUAUAUGUGGGUGUGUAGAUAACAUACGAAUGUGUAUGUAGAAUAACUAGCCCAUUGGUCUGAAAACCUGUCUUCAAAGUACUAUUUGCUUGGAUCCUUUGUCUGAAUUAGCUAAACUAUGGCUCAGGAACCUGUCGUCCUGAACGUUUACGAUAUGAAUUGGAUAAAUGAAUAUACGUCUUCAUUGGGUGUAGGAGUAUUUCAUUCUGGUGUACAAAUCUACGGAUCUGAAUAUGCUUAUGGUGGACAUCCAUUUCCUGUAUCAGGAAUAUUUUCAAUGGAACCAAGAGAGGCUAAAGAACUUGGAGAACACUUCAAAUUCAAAGAAAGUAUUGUGAUAGGAACCACAGACUUUAACCCUAUGGAUAUUCAGAAACUUGUUCGAGAAAUGGGCAAGGAAUUCCGUGGAGAUUAUUACCAUUUGUUAACCAAAAAUUGCAACCAUUUUUCCUCAAUCUUAACAGAAAUUUUAUGUGGCAAAUCUGUUCCCAGUUGGGUGAAUCGUCUUGCAUACAUGAGUACUUGUAUACCAUUCCUAGAGAAAGCAUUACCAAAAGAAUGGCUGACACCAGUUGCAUUACAGAAUGUUUUACAAGAUCCAAAUCAUACGGACAUGGAGGAACAAUGAAACUUGUUUCCGUUAAUAAAAAUGAAAAACUAUUCACCUUCAAAAUCAAGCAACCAUCAUGGCGAGAACUCUUGCUGCUAGCAUUAUUUUUUUUUCUAAGUAAUGUUUUUUUUUUGUUGUAUGCAGAAGUUGAACAAAGUAAUAUGUAUGGUAAUGUCUGAACAAUUACUAUUAAACUUUCUCAUUUAACACAUUUUCAACAAAAGUUCUUAACCAUAAAAGGUUAAUAUAUUUUUCCAAAAAGAAGAAAAAAAAAUUUUUUUAAUCUUUUCUUCAAAGUAUUUUUUCCCCCUCUUUCCUUGUUAUGGAAUAAAUUGAUGUGCAGACCUCCUAGCACAUAAUCAUUUUUUUUUAAAUUUCUACAAUACCGUUUGUAUGUGUACAGUCCUUCUAAAAGACAUUGCCUGCCAUAGGUCCUCAAAGUUAUGGACUUCUUCCUUCUUAAGCAGUGCCAAAUAAUGAAUAAUAAUAAUAAUAAUAAUAAUAAUAAUAAUAAAGAUGGUGAUGAUGAUAACAGAUAGAAAGAGUGUUACAAAAGGAGCUGAUGUCUCUAUUGGACAAAAUGAUUGUACAUAGAUAUUUAUAUAGAAGCAUGUGCACACUUACAUGUGAGAAAGCCAUUUGGCAGGACUGGGUGUGACCUGUGUGUACAUGUAGAAAAGUACAAAAUAUAAUGUGUGUGUGUGUAUGUGCAUGUAUGUAUAUCUCCAACUGUAUAUACCGACCCACUGUAUCUGUGUAAGAUUUAUUAAUUCAUAGCUAUUAGAGAGAAUGAACAAAAACAAAGGACAGACACAACUAUAUCAAACUUCAGGCUCUGGGUCCUUAGCUGAAAUCUCAUCAUGUGACCUGCUUCAAUACUGUAUUGGUAUCUGGGCCCCCCUCCUCCUCAUCCAUUUCAUGUUUUGUUUUAUUGCUACUCGACCAAACUAAAUAUCAGAAAACGUCCAAGAGUGGCUAACUGUAACCUACAUGUUAACUCAUUCUGAGUAAAUGAUACCUCUUGAAAUACAUAUCUUUGUUUUCAUAACUUUUCUUAGUAUUGUUGUUAUUAUUGUUGUUGUUGUGGUGGUGGUGAUAGUGGUCACCAUUGUGUAGUGAUAAAGUUCUAAGUGGACCGACUCAUAUCUAGUUUCAGUUUCCAUUUGGAACUGCUUUAACUUAUAUCACUAAUACACUUCUGGUGCCAUAAACAUUACAACUUUCCAUUCCCUGCCUUUUCCUUAGAAAUCUGAGACCUAUGAAUGAAAUAUGAUCAUCAUCGUCAUCAUCAUCAUCAUUAUUAUUAUUAUUAUAUCUUUCCAGAAU
Octopus sinensis (East Asian common octopus) is the source of this 2917-nucleotide messenger RNA. Its product is annotated as deubiquitinase DESI2-like. The record is from RefSeq and is a predicted model, not a curated record. NCBI's taxonomy places the organism in Eukaryota, Metazoa, Mollusca, Cephalopoda, Octopoda, Octopodidae. Bases 1100 to 1609 code for a protein of 169 amino acids. Gene Ontology annotation, biological process: protein deubiquitination. The transcript has 5 exons. Gene Ontology annotation, molecular function: deubiquitinase activity.